Molecule: messenger RNA, 1137 nt
Organism: Aspergillus melleus
Lineage: Eukaryota; Fungi; Ascomycota; Eurotiomycetes; Eurotiales; Aspergillaceae
Product: YoaK family protein
Exons: 1
Coding region: 73-858 (261 amino acids)
Source: RefSeq, a predicted model, not a curated record
ACCUCUCUACUCCGUACAGAGGAUAUACCCUCCCUCCAUCCCUCCGUCCAGCGUGCCCCCCGGGCAAGGAAAAUGUCCUCCCGUCAAUUCACAUCUCACGAGUCCACGCCACUCCUCAGCCACGACCCAAACGGCCACCCCUCCACCCUCGCCCGUAUCCGCGACCACCUACGCGCCGAAAUCUCCACGCAAUGGUCCGACCUACUCCUCAUCUUUUGCUACCUCAUCACGGGACUUCUCGACAGCUCCGCCGUCUUCAUUUGGGGCUCCUUUGUGAGCAUGCAGACCGGAAACACGGUGUAUCUGGGGCUGGGGCUCGCGGGUCUUGACACGGGCGACCGGUGGAUGAAAUCUGCCAUAUCGAUCUCGUCGUUCUGUGCGGGUAGCUUCUGCUUCGGUCAAUUCCAUCAACGGUUCUGCGCGCGCCGACGAUGGGUCCUGGCGCUGUCGUUCGUCGUGCAGAUGUUCUGCGUGGCCAUCGCAGCGAGCAUCGUCAGCGUGCGUCGGCCGAGCAAAGAGGACGGGAUAGUAUGGGCGACGGCGGUGCCGUUGGCGCUGGUGGCGUUUCAGAGCAGCGGGCAGGCCCUGACAAGUCGCGUGCUGAAGAUGAAUGGUCUAACAAGCGUGGUGUUGACCAGUGUCUAUUGCGAUCUGUUCUCGGCGCCGGGCGUGCUUGGUUUGUCGGAGGUGGAGGGACGCAGGCGAGUAGGAGCGAUUGGGGGGUUAAUCCUGGGAACGGUGAUCGGGGGAUGGUGGGCGAAGAGUGAGAUCGGGCUGGAAGGCGCGCUGUGGACGACAGUUGUUUGUAAAGGGAUGAUUGCCGCUGCUUGGCUGCGAUGGAGAGCUGAGCAAGUGUAGACUAUAGAGGAGAUAUUUUGUAUACAUGAUAAUCUAUCGAGCAGCAAGCGGACGGCUCGAAGGACUUUCUACGCGCCAUGCAAAGAUAUAGAAAGCUUUCAUGUGAUCGAGACAGGCGCUUGAAGGUCGGUGGCGGAGUCGGAAGGGAUUUUGGCGCCUUUUCAGUGUGUGCAUUUAGCAAUCUUCGUGGUGUAGCGCUCCAGCAUUAGUACUGUACAAACCCGUAUAUUCCUACUUGCCUCUUCUUGCUGCGCGAAAACCCGCCGAAUCCGGGUCUCG